UCAUUCAGAGCCGAGAGUCGUACAGUAUUGGUUGUGUGUGCAUUAAAAGCAGAAUUUUUACUACGCGAGGCAUUACGGUAAAAAUGCCAGUACAUAUUCUUGGCACGAGAAUAUUUUCUACCACGGUUUGCCGAUGGCAAGGCAAUAUGAAUUGUUCUCCUUUUCUCGGUGUGUGUUGUUUUUCAUCCCCGUGUUGAUUUCCGAUAGCAUACUGGUUUAACCGUUCAAGGUAGCAAGCAGUAUAAUAAAAAAACCCGCAGUCUUUCAUUGACACCAUCGACAACAACAUUGAGUGACAGUGAACAGUGAGACGCUGAGAGCAGCAGUAUUACAUUUGCCCCUGAAAAAUUCUUGGUCUUUCAACAGGCGUCCCGAUCCCCGCGACAGAAACGUUAUGCAGUGACGAUUAUCCACUGGAUGCGUAUAUAUACUGUGAUCCGUUUCCCUUGGGCUGUGGCGGCUUUGUCAGAUGCCUAGACGCGGACUCCGCGGUCUGUCAGGUGGCAGCACUCGUCGUCGUCGCAGCAGCAGCCGGAGCCGCGCACUGGCCCAGUGACUGAGAGCAGAGAGUGAUGGCCAUGGCCCUCCGAUUCAAAGGCGGCCCCUCAUCCGCCUCCUCCGGCUCGUCCUCCUCAUCCACGCUGUCCGCCCACUCCACGACGGGCUGCAGCGACCCGGCCAAGGUCAACGGGGACGCCGAUUCGCCCUUCGCGGUGCCGUUGCAACAUCUGCAGCAUCCCGCGCUGCUCCUCCCGGAUUCAGCGUUGCGUAUUCCACCACCACCGCGCUUGGGACUCUCACCCAAAGGUGGGGAGAUGGCGGCGGUGAUGGCGCGGUCGCCGUUCGACAGCGUGGAGAACGGCGGCGGCGGCGGGGAGAAGCGGAAGACGACGGAGCCGGAUGUGACGGUCAUCUCCUCCUCCAGCGCCAGCGCGACGGGAUCGCCGGCCGAUAUGAGCAAACUGACACCCAAGAGACGGAUUCUGGACCGGCAGGCGGCCGGCAAUGCGCCACCACUGCAGGCUCCCGUCACGGCGCCGGCAGCCAAUAGCGUCCGCGUGGCGCUGGACGAGUUUAUCGGGGAGCGGGUGCUGGUCCGGUCGGCAUCCGGGACGGUGGGCGUGUACACGCCGGGCGUGAUACACGGCCUCAACACGACGGCCACCACCCAUGAUAUUGACGUUGUGAUGGACGACGCCGUGGACGGCAAUCGGCACCUGCGCGUGCCCAACGUCCUGCACGCGGAGCCCUGUCCGGUGAUCAGCGACCAGAGUCCGCCGGCCGCCGAACUGGUCGUCGGAGUGCGGGUGUGCGUCCGCCACGGGGAGCGGCGGGUGUACGUGGAGGGGACGGUGUGCGGGGUGGACACGGGCAAGUGUCCGCCGGUGCUGCGGGUGGCGGUUAGUACGGCGGCGGCCGCGGUGUUGGGGGAGGAGGGGGGAGGAGCACAGCGGAUGGAUAAUCAUGAUCUCGUUAUUGUCACGGUCUCGCGUCUGCACAUUCGCCUGCUGCGGCCGCCCUGGUAUGAGGAUCUGAUGGUCAUGGGGCAGGCCGGUGGGGGACGGGGGAUGGCGGGGAGUAAUGGGGCGCCGGGCCUGACCGGCGCCAUGCAGCCAGCAAUGCAUCUGAAUACGGGUCCGAUAGUCAGCAAUCCGGCGACGACGACGGUCUCCGAGCCCAGCCCGCCGGACUCCUCGGACGACGAACUGAAAGUGGACUUUGUGGAGACCAGCAACAACAACUCCAACGCCUCCACGCCGGGCCAAUCCCGCUCGGCCAGCAAACUGCAAAUCCACCUCCCGGACACCACCCCCCUGGCCUUCCCGCCCUCCAGCGCCCUUUUAUUAGACAACAGCGCCUCCAACGCCUCUUCAGAAUGCCCCAUCAACAGCAACGCCAACUCCCCGUCCCCGCGGGGCUACAAAAAAGGCGACGUCAUCUCGUUAACCAACGGGAUCCGGAAAAAAUUCAACGGGAAGCAGUGGCGCAAGUUAUGCAUGGAAAAAGGCUGCAGUAAAGAGUCGCAGCGAAGGGGAUACUGUAGUCGGCAUCUGUCGAUGCAGAGCAAGUCCUCCUCGGCGGCGGUGACCCCGGCGUCCUCUCCCAGCCAUGGGACCGGGGGGUUCUAUUUUGGCCUGGCACAGCAGCGGGUGAAGCACGCCUCGGGGACGAGUAAUGUCAGUCAUCAGCGCAGUGACGAGUGGGAGGUGGAGAGCGGGAGUCGUGGGUCGGAGUCGUGGUUGGGCGGGUUGGUGGUGGAGCGGCAGGCGUCCAGUGGCGGCGGGACGAAGAGCGCCGAGGACGAGACGGAGAGCGGCGGGGUGGUGAUGAUGCGGGGGAUCAGUCGCACCGGGAGCCCCCGGUGGGGGUGGAGGAGCGCACGAUUUUGCUUGAUCCUGCUGUUUUCGAGUAGUGCCUACGGCGGCGCACGCCAGCCGGGCUCCAUUAUCGCCGGUACAUUCAGCCCGUCGUUCCUGGGUAAUCCCGGCAAGAUGGAGGGAUUUUACGGGCCGCCACGGGCCAGCAACGGCGCACUGCCGGCACCCGCAGCCGCCGUCGCGGUGGAGGCCGGGGAGAAAGAGAGCAGUGAGGCCGCGAGGUCAAACGGCGUCCCAUCCGUCUCUGUCAGUCUCAACGGCUACUGUAAUGGCCUGCGCAAUAACGAUAAGCCGACGGGGCAUCCACUCGGUUACAAUUCCGCCCCACCAACCGACACAGCCCCGCCCCCCGUCCCCACCCCCGCCGUGCCCAUCCCCAUCUUCCCCUGGCACCAGCUGGUCCCCUUCCUCCCGGACGACACGAACAAGGAGGACGGCGGGAAGACCCACCACAAACUGCUGGACGACCCGCGCCCCGCCCACACCCGCUCCCCGGCCGUGACGGUGGGGACCACCACCGUCCGCCACGACUCCGUCAGCACCACCAUCAACGGGACGGGCGCGCCCAGCGGCGGCGACCUGAUUGACGAGUGCGAGGACGACGUGUUCGAGACGUCGGACCACGAACCCUCCAGCAGUCGGGGCCGCGGCGGAGGGGGCCCGGGAGGGGAUUUUGCGCUGCCGCCGUCGCCGUCCAGUAAGGACGAGGGCCAGCCGCAUAUCCGGCGCCCGAUGAACGCGUUUAUGAUCUUCAGUAAGCGGCACCGGCCGCUGGUGCACCAGCGCUAUCCCAAUCAGGAUAAUCGGACGGUGUCGAAGAUUCUGAGUGAGUGGUGGUACGCGUUGGAGGCGGAGAGUAAGAAGGAGUACCAGAAGUUGGCCGGGCAGAUUCGCGAUGCGCAUUUCAAGGCGCAUCCCGACUGGAAGUGGACGAGCAAAGACCGGAAGAAAUCCUCGUCCCGGCGCGACGAGGACGGCGAAGACGUCAGCGAGGAAACGGACCGCGAGCCGUCGCUCCCGUCCUCCCCGACGAAAACGAAGAAACGCCGGACCACCAAAGCCUCCCGCUCCACCACCCCGCCCCCCGACGAAAAACCCUCCGGCGUCGCCUCCCCGUUUCUCAACAUCCCCAGCAUCUCGUCCCCCCUGCGGAUGGACGCCGCGCGCCAGCCACCGCCCCCGGGGGCGGUGGUCUUCACCAUGGCCAGUAAGGUGCCGGCGCCGCAGACGCUGAGCGCCGCCAUGACGCCGCCGCCCAACCGGCCCGCGACGAUCAUCACGACGCCCGGAGGGGGGUACCAGUACUUUGUCCCGGGGUUCAACUACGUCCCGGUGGUGCGGCCCGCCUCGCCGGGGGUCAUCCGCAGUGUCGCGGAGCAGCAGAACGUGCUGGCCAUGGGCGGCCCCAAGGUGUACCUGCAGGCGCCGCCGCAACGCCCGAUGCUGAUCGGGCCCGGGAUCGGCGGGAUGGGGGUGGUGUCGCGCUGGCCUUAUCAAUCGGUGCUGUCGAUGCCGAUGGGCAUGCGGCCGGUGAUGGAGACGGCGUUGCCGGCGCAGCGGACCCCCGAUCCAGCGCCGGAUAUGCCGGAUGAGAAAAAGAUGGUUUCAUCAGCGUCGUCGUCGUUGGCCGGGACGGAGGGGGGUUUGUUCGUCCUGGCGCCCACCCCCGCGCAGCUGGGCCGGGCGCCCGGACAGCGGACGCGUUCGCGGUCCGUGGAGGAGGAGGAGGAGGCGGGCGGGGGCGGGGUGGGGCUGUUCCGCAAGUCGGCCGAUGAGGAGCGCGAACGGGUGCUGUCGAAAGUGGACUUUGCCAGCCGGUUCAACCAGCUGCCACAGUUCCGCGUGGAAGGCGAACCGGUGUCCCCGCUCUUAGUCAACACGCCCAGCGCCCAGGAGUUGGUGGGGAGCUACCGCAAGAAACGCUUCCCCAGCGUCUCCCGUCCCUCCACCACCGACCCGGACCUGGAGCCGGUGACGCCCAACAGCAGCAGCCUGGACACCGCGGCCCUGUCGCCCAAGUUGUUAAGUGCCGGACCCAUGUCGGCGGCGUCGACCAGCUCGGAGGGGAACAUGUUCUUCGGCAGCUCCUUCAGUCUGGCCACCAUGAGCGACUCCAUGCGGGCCGAACUGGAGAACGGCGUGCUGGAGAGUCCGCGGACGCCGCGUACUCCGGCCGAUAGUUCGUCGCUGCGCAAGACGCUGGAUCAGCGCCGACAGGCUGUUAUGGAGCUGUUCCAGGAGGAGGGGACCUUCUUCCCGACCGCCCAGAAGACGACGGCCUUCCAGAAGCGGCACGAAGAGCUGUUCCCCACGAAAUCCUGUCUGCAGCUGAAGAUCCGCGAAGUCCGCCAGAAACUCAUGGCCCUCAGCCAGUCGCACCUGGCCGGACCGCCGCCGCCGCUGCCGCCGCCCGACCCGGCCGCCUCGCAUCACCACCGCCACCCGGACACCGGCGACGACUAACACACACAGCACGCAUCACUCACCCUUCAUUCUGCAUUUUCCCACGUGGUUCCUUCGUUUCUUGGAUGAUACUGACGCACCUUCACUGCCAUUACCUAGAGCAAUCUGCAGACAAAAUUUAUUAUUAUUCUCGAUGGAUGCGACCGAUUCCCUGUAUCACACGGGGCACACGGUGAUCAUAGUGUUUUUGGCGAGCGGUAAAUCCGGCGGAGGAUGGAAGAUUCCCUGUACUGGUUCAUGUUAAGUGAUUCUGGUGCUACUGGAAACUGCCGAAUGCGCCGAGUUGAUUUUAUGAUUUUUUGCCCAUUUUCAUGACCGGAUUGGUGAUAGCUGACACGGAUCGGAAAUUGAUUUGUUGAUUGUUUUGCCAGGAUUGAUUGCGCGGUGGGUCCUCUUCGAAGAGGACAUUUUGAUCGAUUUGAUUGUGAUAAGUGUGUGGAAUUAUUAAGCACCUGCAAUUCAGAAAAAUGCCGGAUUUUCGCAUGGAUUUCUCCGUUUUAUUCUCUUUCUCCGUGGGAUGAGAGGAUAAAAGCGGGAAUUAUUUUUAUUUUACCGUUCCGUAGUUGUGAGAAUGCGCGAGACGUUGAGGGAUGGUUUUGUUGUUGGGUUUUUUAUAAAUGGAUGCGCGGAAAGGACGGAAAAAAGCAUAGAAAUUACUUGAUUUUCAUUUUCUCACGGUUGCGAUUUUCUUCUGUUUUUUUCUCUCAUUGGCAUUUUUUUCUGGUUGGUUUUCACCGUCAUACGCACGCAGUUCACUAACAAUUCGGUGGGAUUGGAUUAAUUGAUUUUUUUGAGUUUUAUAUAAUUUCGCGCGUGUUCUCUUUUUUUUCGGUGAAUUUUCGGGGGAUUUUUGUUUGGUGUUUUUUUUUUCUCGUGGCGGGAGAGGAGAACGAUGGACUGGAAUGCGGGGGCUGUUUUUUUGAUAUCUUUUAGUAUUGGUUUGUUUUGUUACGAAACAAAGGAAUCUUGGUGUCGUGAUGGAGGGAUGGCGGAGUUAAUUAAUACAAUUAUAUAUAUGAAAAGAGUGUACACUGGAUUGUAUGCUGCUGCGAUGUUCUGAUAGUAUUCUGGGCGCGCUUGGUUGUCUGUGGCUCUUGCACCCUGUUGAUGGUGGUCCCUUUUGGUAUUAGUCCCCCGCUUGGUUUGCCUUCAGAUUCGAGUGUUGUUGCGAUGAACACUUUGGCUUUAAACGUCUUGAUAUCUACACGUCUCUUUCAUUAAUGCUGGUUUUAUAGGCUGAAACGCGUUCUAAUUAUAUCGGUAACUAUAUGCCAUUUGGGAAAUAAAAUACUC
Paramacrobiotus metropolitanus is the source of this 6134-nucleotide messenger RNA. RefSeq names its product protein capicua homolog. The transcript has 13 exons. Gene Ontology annotation, cellular component: nucleus. Gene Ontology annotation, biological process: regulation of transcription by RNA polymerase II. Bases 573 to 4841 code for a protein of 1422 amino acids. The record is from RefSeq and is a predicted model, not a curated record. Gene Ontology annotation, molecular function: RNA polymerase II transcription regulatory region sequence-specific DNA binding; DNA-binding transcription factor activity, RNA polymerase II-specific. NCBI's taxonomy places the organism in Eukaryota, Metazoa, Tardigrada, Eutardigrada, Parachela, Macrobiotidae.